CUGAGGCUGAGGCUCCAUUGAAACUCUUAAAGUGUAGCGAUGAAGGGGGAGACGGCGCUGAGGACGGACGACCGAAAGACGCGGUGCACGAUGAAGGCAGAAAGAACGACGGCACUCUGAAGCUGAAAAGGGAAUUCUCAAAUAAACUGGCAGUAGACUUGCAUUUUGUGAAAAGGGAAGAGAAAGAGAGGCUGAUGGCGGUGGGUAGGGAUUGUUGUUGAUGACAGUGGGUUCUAGAAAAAGGGAAGAGAACGAGAGUAGAGGGUGUGUUAGUGGGUUUAGUCACUGAGUGAAGGUAGCAAAUUUAGGGUUGCUUAAAUGAAAUUUAAAAAUAUUUGUGGUAAAAAUAAAAAUUUAAUAAUUAUUAUUAAACUCUAUUUGAGUUAUAUUUAUAAAUUAUUUUUUGUGCUUGUCACAAAAGUUCAAAACACUUGAGCUUACUAAAGACAGACCUUCGAAAGGGGAUGAGCGCACAUGCACACAAUGAUUUAAUGAACACAACAAUCAAAAGUAAUGCAGUAGAUUCUGGACUUAAGGUUGAGCGGACGACAAAUACAACGUUAAAUAAUUGUGUUGUUUGAGGACGGGCGGAAAUUUUUGUAGAUAUUAACCAAAUUUCAGUGUAUCAUAAAAUUCAAUAAUUAAGUGAUACACUAAAAUUUAUUCAGUAUCUAAACAUUAGUCGUUUGAGGAAGCUGCUGCUUCUUCUCCUUCUUAUAUUAAGGGUGAGCGGAUAAAAAAUACAACAUUAAAUAAUUGUGUUGUUUGAGAGAGGAGAUUCCUCAUGUGUCAUAUUUUGUGUAAGAGUAAAUUACCAAUUAUGACCCCGAAUUUGUAAAACGCUGACAAUAAUAACCCUAAUAUUUGUUAACAACAAUUACACCCCUUAAAAUUUUAAAAACGUAACAAAUCUACCCAACCGUUAAGAGAGUCCUUCUCCGUUAAACGGAACUUGGUGAUGUGGCAGACGGAAAUCCAAGGUGGCAUCCUUUUAAAGCCAUCUGUCCCAACAAUGGAAGAAGCGUUUAGGGUUUAGGUGGCAUGCCUCCGAUCCAAGAAACCGACCCGAUACAAGACACAACCAUCGCCGACCACCAGAAGAAAACCAACAAGAAGAGGAUGGCCAAGGAUGCCGGUGGCGGCGGCGGCGGCUCUGCCGCGGGACCAAUGAGGUACCGCGGCGUCAGGCGGAGGUCGUGGGGGCGUUAUGCGGCGGAGAUAAGGGACCCGCAGUCGAAGGAGCGGCGGUGGCUGGGGACGUUCGACACGGCGGAGGAAGCUGCUUGCGCCUACGACUGUGCCGCCAGAGCGAUGCGAGGCGCGAAGGCGAGGAUGAACUUCGUGUACCCUGAUUCUCCUCCUCAUCCUCAUCCACACCAUCACCAUCAUAAUUUUCGUCACUCUGAACUGUUCCAAGCGUUCAACUUCCCGAAGCAGCAGUGCCACGUCAGCAAGUUAGUUCAGAGCGGCCGCCAUGGCGUAACUGCUCCAUUAUCGACUCAGCAGCAGCACCGAAACAUCACUAACAAUUCUCAUCAUUCCCUGAACAUGCUUCUAUUUCGCGAGUUUCUGAAUUCGAAUCUAUGUUUGGUUUCUUCUUCUUCUGCUGCUACUGGUGGUGUUGGUUCCAGUGGUGCUAAUAAUAGUCCUUAUCAGUAUUGCAUCAAGGAAGGUGGUUCGGCUUGCUGCUUCAACGGUAACUGUUGCGGUGGUGGUUCCAACAACGGCACGACGGAGGUUAUUGCUGAAGGUGUUGAGGAAGAAGAUCAGUCGUUAUUGGAGUUGUUCCCUAGAGAGUCUUCAGACUUUGGCCUGUUGGAAGAGAUAGUUCAACGCUUCUUGCCGAAAUCCAAAACCGUUCCAAACAAGAAUUGCGACAGCUCUUUGAAGCUGAAACCCGAGGCCGUGGCAAUUUCGUUUCCUCAUCAUCAACAACAACAGGGCUAUGAUGAUAACAGCAGGAUGAUGAGGGGUUUUGAUUAGGGUUUCGUCAAUUAGGCCUAAACAUGAAACGGGACAGAUGGCUUUAAAAGAAUUUUCGUCUGCCACAUCACCAAAUUCCGUUUAACGGAGGAGGACUCUCUUAACAGUUGGGUAGAUUUGUUACGUUUUUAAAAUUUUAAGGAGUGUAAUUGUCGUUAAUAAAUAUUAGGGUUAUUAUUGUCAGCGUUUUAUAAAUUCGGGGUCAUAAUUGAUAAUUUACUCUUUGUGUAAUUAUGUUAACAAGUACUUGUUUUAUUUCUCU
Arachis ipaensis is the source of this 2245-nucleotide messenger RNA. RefSeq lists its product as uncharacterized. The record is from RefSeq and is a predicted model, not a curated record. Gene Ontology annotation, biological process: regulation of DNA-templated transcription. Gene Ontology annotation, molecular function: DNA-binding transcription factor activity; DNA binding. Lineage: Eukaryota; Viridiplantae; Streptophyta; Magnoliopsida; Fabales; Fabaceae.